UUCGUUUGUAUUCCAAAGCAACCUAAAAGGACGCAGUGCGCAGCACACAGAGAGGUGGUACAGAGCACCUCUGGGAUUUACUCUCCUGUUUCACCGUCCAAGUGAUGGUAAUUAACACAAGGCAUUAUUGUAACGAAUGCCUUGUGUUUUAAAAGACUGUCUCAUAGUAACGAUACUUCCGCAUGCCAAAAUGAGUGUAAUUAUAGAUAUAAGCUCGGGCAGCGACGAGGAGCCGGACCUGGAGAUAGUAGGUGUGUUUAGAAGUGUCUGCAACUGCAAGAAACUGAACUCAACUGCUGUCGGGCCGAACUUCAUCGACUUGACAAAAAAUGACAAUGACCGGAAGCGCCACAGACAUAGGAAGAGGAAGAGUUCAAGUGAUCUUAUAGUAGAGGUGAUGGACCUGAGCAAGUGCAGUUCUCCAACAGAGAGCAGCAGGGGGCAGCAGAGUCCCAUCAACUCUGAGAAUGUGCUCACCAUUUUGUCAGAGGAGGAGGAGGAGGAGAAUCCAAAAGUUAAUGAGUCUCCUACAGCCACCAGUGCCAUGCAGCCGCCUGACCUGGGACUCUCCGGCUCUUGCUCCCUCAGCGAUCUCCCGGAUGCGGACAUCUCUUCCCCCACACUCCCUCAAUACCAGUUCCUGGAAGACUCCCAGUUUGAAAUCCAAAAUGAAUCCCAUUCCUCUGGGGCAGAGAAAGAGGAUCCGUUUGAACUGUGCUCCCGCGGUACCAAGUCGUUCCACAGUAUCGCAGCUCCUGACGUGGGCACCGACCAGCCCUGCUCUUCAGAUACAAAUUCUGCAGAACCCCAGGAGCACAGCAUGGAACCUUCCGAGGUUGACUUUCAGAGAGACCUUGACACCAAAGAGCCGCAAGACACACAGUCCAAAACGCCCCCACCUUCCCAUGAACUUGACGAGUCCACCAAUUGGCCUUUCACAGUUUCCUGUUCAAGUGGCAAUCUUGCUGCCAUCUCAAGCGAAGAGAAGCAUCAGCAGGGAGAGUGCAGAGAGUCCUCUUGCAAGAGGUGGCAACCAGAGGGCAGCGCUGAUGAGCCCCUUUGUCUGCAGUGUUCUGUUAAAAAUGUUCCUAGUUGUCAUUCCUUAACAGAGCAGCAGCAGGGAUCGCUUGGUUGCUCUUCCCAGAUUGGUUCUAAUUUUAACGAACAGAAAGUAGUUGAUACCAGCAGCCCGACUUCCACGGACAUUCUGGCCGGUGACUCUCCUGACUGGCUGAUGGACUGUGACCUCCCCUCCCCUCAGCUGGACAGUCCCGACAGCCUGCCCUUUGUGAAUGAGAUGGAGUCGUACUCUGAACCCUGGAACAGCCUCUCAGAUGGGAAGGCUUCUCCCCUCCCGUCCCCUCCUUUGCUGAGACAGGAGGUGGAUGGGGAAGGGGACGAAGCCAUGUCAGAGUGUUACUCCAGUGUGGAAACGGAGCAGGAGUUAGAGGAGGAACAGGAUCUCUACUACAUAGACCGUGCUAAGCGCAAGAGGCUCAGUUUAUUCACUGGAAUGCCAAUCCAGCACAUGCUUCCCUGGAGAAUGUCAGAGGAGGAUGACGAUCAAGUAAGAGCUGACGAUGGGUCUGAUCUGAGUGAGGAUGAAGUGACGCGGGAGCCCAUCUCUCAGCGAAGGUUGCGGUUGGCUCUCUGCACUAUUGAGGAGAGCUACCCCCAGGCCACCCUGGAGUUCCUGUUUGAUUUUAUGAGCCCGCGCUACUACCCCCCUGCCGACACAGUCAACCAUGUCCUCCGGGAGAUCCUGCUGAACUCUGACUCCCCCAUCCUCGCCGAAGAAGCCUACACCCUGCUUAUGAAGAUCCAGCUCUUUCACCCUGCAGAUCUGUCUACAGUUCAGUGGGACUGGGAACUUGUGUCCUCCGUCAUGGAUGAGAAGGACCCCAAGAAAAGCCAGUCCCUGACCACAGGGCCGCUGUUCCUACAGUACGUGGUGCAGACCCUGGAAGAUGAUUUUCAGCGCAGGGUAGGGCAGCAAUCAUUGCAGCUCUCCAUCGUCAAGGCAACGCUUUCCUGUGACAGGAAGUUUACCCAUGUCAGAGAUGUGGUGGACUGGUUAAUAAGUGCUGUUACAAACAUCACUGGGCAAGAAAAGAAGAAAAAAUCAGGAGAUGAUUACAGACUCAAAGUGGUGUUCCUGCUCCAGAAGAUGCUGGCCCUGGCAGUGGAGGUGGAUCGCUCACCUACCUGCAGCUCCAACAAGCUCUCAGAGGAGAUGUUCCAAUCCUUUUUUGGCAGUGCUCUCAGGAGGCAGCACAUAGUGCAGCUGUUGAACACUAUGGAGAGCCAGCUGCUGUGCUGCAAGCUGCUCGAGUUGCUCUUAGGCUACGCCUGUCCUCUCAGAACACAGCUGCACAUGUCACUGGGCUUGAUCCUGCACUUCUUGCGACAUGCAGAGCUUCCUCUUGACACCACGGGUGGUGCAGAAGAGCGGUGGCUGCGAUGGGAUGAUUUGCUUAACCUGCUUGUGCUGCUGUUCCACAGUUACCAGGAGGUCACCAAUGGUUAUCUUCGAUUUUCCAUCACAGAACGUGCAAAACACUAUGGCACGAGGCCAGCGGUGAUCGAGGAAGACAGGAUCACAGUGAUGGAAAUCAAAUCAGAUUUGGAUACUUUCCGCAGCAGAGUGUCCAAAGACCUGGGUGAGCCACUGAACUUGCAGCUGGAGGAACGACUCGGCCAACUGCAAUCUCUUCUCCUCAAUUCAAUUACGGGGAAAAACGAAUAUACUACUUUUUUGCUUAUGUAAAUAAAUGGUUUAAUCCACUUUUUUUUUUUUAUAAACAACCAUCUUUUAGUCUCUUUCUUUUGCUAAAAUAUUGUUGUGCCAUUUACUUUGCUUCUGUAUAUCAUUUACAGAGCCUUUUGUAAUGAGUUUGCAAGACAAUGGGGUUAAAACAUUGAAAGAAUACAUACUGCAAGACCCUCAACCCGUGAACAUGGGCAACAUCAGUGUUUUCAUUUUAAAAUGAAAGUCAGGCUUCACCUCAAUUGUGCAAAAAGUGUGUUGCAUUUUCUUUAUAUUUAAAUAUUUAGUUUAAAGCCUUUCAGAACAAAAAAUACUAUGUUUUUAAAACAAAACAUCUCACUCUUACCAUCAACAUAACUUUAAAAUCAGGAGAAUGAUCUGCAAAGACAGAUGCAUAAGUAAAUCCAAUAGUAAUAUAAAUCAGGGCUCGCAAAAUGUUGGUCGUGGUACUUCAGGCAGUACAUUGUAGACAUUUGGUUGCCCAUAAUUGACCUCUGGACUGAUUUGUACAAAGUACACUGUACUAAAUACAGGUAC
This is a messenger RNA of Polyodon spathula (Mississippi paddlefish), 3304 nucleotides long. RefSeq names its product SUMO-interacting motif-containing protein 1-like. The transcript is spliced from 10 exons. The record is from RefSeq and is a predicted model, not a curated record. Bases 137 to 2767 code for a protein of 876 amino acids. NCBI's taxonomy places the organism in Eukaryota, Metazoa, Chordata, Actinopteri, Acipenseriformes, Polyodontidae.